AGCUUUGCAAAAAGUCACUGAUUUUUCUGCAUUCUACGUUGUUUGUCCCUUGUCAGCCAAAAUCAGGUAAUUUGUGAGCGUCUUCUUUCUAUCUCUCUUUGUUGUGAGAAUGUCUUCUGAAGAGACGAUUAGUGAUGAAAGAGUGAAGGGGAGGUUUGAGGGGGUAGAGGGGAGGGAUUUAGGGGUGCUGUUGAAUAUUUUGGAGAGAGAGGAUGAAAGGGAGGAAUGUUUCAACCCUGAGGAAGAGAUUGUUUGCAAGGUGAUGGGGUAUGAAACGUCUUUGGAAAAUAGGAGUGGUUUGGCCCACUUAGUUGAGAACUAUGAGGUGCCUGGGCAUGUGUUGGUGAGGCCGGCGGGGAAGAGAAAGAGAGCUUGUUCAGCUCCGAGGGACCAUUGGAUGCCCUUUUAUUCCCAUUACUUGGCGGCUGGGUUGCGGUUCCCCUUCCCAAACCUAUUGGUGUGGUUGUUGAUGGAGUACAGUUUAGGGUUAACGCAGCUCACCCCCAAUGCCAUGAGGCUAAUAGUAGCCUUUGCAGUGUACGGUCGAAGUCGGGGGGUGGCAUUUCCAACCGCUAGUGUAUUUAAGUAUUUUUAUGUUUUGAAUGCUGGGAGUGGUAAGGAGAAGGGGUGGUACUAUUUUUCGGGUCGGGUAGUUAAUAAGAAGAGAAGGGGUUUGUUCAGUGCUGGGCCAUCUUCCAUCCAAAGAUGGAAAGACAAAUUCUUUUUUGUGGAUGACACGGAGUGGGAUAAAACUGAUGCUGAGUUAGAAGAUGUGAGGAUGUUGGACAGAGGGGAUGAAGGCCUACUGGAUGCUAUGGAGUACACGAGCCAGAAAAUGUUAGACGCGGCUGAGAUAUAUGGGUUGACCUCACAAAGUGGAGGAGAAAUGAACAAGUUUUUGGAAGCAGCUGGUGGGGUGGGCAUUCCUAAGAAGGGGAGAGGGAAGAGGGGUCGAGGGGCCUAUUGUUGCAAAAAGAAGGAGAGUGGAGCAACAAGAGGCUAUGAAGGAGGUGGCAGAACCUGUGACUUCACCCCUCCGUAUAGAGGACCUCUUCAGCCACAACUGUUGACGUGGCAGUUGCACUCCGGGAACAAGGGAAAUGUUAUUGUGGCAAAUCUCCCUAUUGCCAUAUCUCUUUUAACUCUUGGAAAAGAGACAAUGUCAUCUAACCCACCAAAUCCGAUUAUUGGACCUUCUAGGACAAAACUACUUAUUCUAAGUGCUGGUGUUGCUACAGUUCAAUCUAAUGAAAAUGAUCAAGUAAAGACUCAAGUUGUCAAGUUAAUCACAGAAGAUGAAGACGAGGCAAUUAAAGCAAAGGUGCAGUUGAUGGAGGAAACACUAAAAUCAAUGCAAGGUGUCCAAACCAAGAAACCGGUGGACAUCUCAUCUUUGUGCUUUUUCCCAAACAUUCAAUUACCACAUAAGUUCAAAUUGCCUGAAUUUGAUGAUUACAAUAGCGCUAGUCACCCUUAUGCUCACUUGACAACGUAUUGUAGGAAGAUGACUCGUUAUGCCAAUGAUGAGAAGCUAGUGAUACAUUACUUUCAAGAGAGUUUGGUAGUUAGUUGUUGUGGGAGAACAGUCGGGGAUGGAAUCAAAUCAAGUGUUAUCUUAGAUUCCCAAGCUAUAAAGGAUAUUCUUGAGCAACAUCAAAAUGAAAUAUUCAAUCAAAUGGUAGCGCUUGGGGAAUUGACUCCAAUCCUUACAAACAAGCCUCCUAAUCCUUUACCAUUCUAGUGUGAUCCACAAGCCAAAUGUGAUUAUUAUGGUGGGACCGUUGGUCAUGAUAUAGAAAGGUGUCUAACUUUGAAGCAAAAGAUUCAAGAUUUAAAGAUUCAAAAUGCUUAUAGUUUCACUCAGACAAGGUUGAUCUUAAAACUACUAGUGAUGAAGACUUGAAUAAGUGAACAAUGGAGUUUUUUUCCUAUUACUAUCAUUUUGGAAUAAAAUGUGCCUAUCAUG
Molecule: messenger RNA, 1966 nt
Organism: Rubroshorea leprosula
Lineage: Eukaryota; Viridiplantae; Streptophyta; Magnoliopsida; Malvales; Dipterocarpaceae
Source: the annotation of a GenBank genome assembly